Molecule: messenger RNA, 3968 nt
Organism: Neofelis nebulosa (Clouded leopard)
Lineage: Eukaryota; Metazoa; Chordata; Mammalia; Carnivora; Felidae
Product: zinc finger protein 577-like
Exons: 7
Coding region: 444-2468 (674 amino acids)
Biological process (GO): regulation of transcription by RNA polymerase II; central nervous system development
Cellular component (GO): nucleus
Molecular function (GO): DNA-binding transcription activator activity, RNA polymerase II-specific; RNA polymerase II cis-regulatory region sequence-specific DNA binding
Source: RefSeq, a predicted model, not a curated record
UCUGGAACGACGCGCGCUGACCCUUAUCGGUCACCAUCCUUUCCGUUUCUGAGGGUCUGGGAGAGGCUGAGGUGGGACUCAGGGGGGUCUGUGGACACAGAGGCAAAGUGUUUAGAGACGUGGUACCGUGGUUUUCUCCAGUGGUGAGGAGCGAGGCCAUCGCCAGUUGACUGUUUUUGUUAUCUGCAAAUAAUUUUGGUCAGGUGGCAAGUGUAUGGACUGUGGAAUAAGAAGAACCUGCUUCUGCCUCUGACUUGGGUUCUAGUCCAGGGGAACGAGGCAUUAUUGGUCCUAGAAGGAGGAGGUUCCAGGCCUGGGAGAUCAUCAUUUCUGGCAGCAGCCUGACCUGAGAUACCUUGACUAUAUCUUCUGGGCAGGCCCAGAGCAGACAGAAGACAGAGCAUAUCCUGGAGUUUCUAGCCCUUUUUUAAGAACAAGAGAAAAUGACCAAGGCCCAGGCACCGUUAUCAUUUGAGGACGUGGCCGUGAGCUUCUCCCGGGAGGAGUGGCGGCUCCUUGUCCCUGCCCAGAAGGACCUGUACCGGGACGUGAUGCUGGAGAACUACAGGAACCUGGUGUCAGUGGGUGCCCAAGCUAAAAUACUUGGUGGCAAGUCUUCAGUGAUUUCCCAUUUUACAGGAUACCAAGCCAGCGAACCAGAUUCACUCUUCCAUUUGGAGCAUGGAGGACCACUGUGGGCAGUAGAGGGAGCAGCUCCGAGGCCACCCUGUCCAGGCUAUCCAGCUACCAACCCACAUAUGAUCCUUAAUUUUGAGCACGGAGGGAAGCCAUGGAGCAUAGAAGAUGAAAUGCAAUGUCAGUACUCUUCAGGGAAGAAACCAUAUGGAUGCAGUGAAUGUGCAGUGAACGCUUUUGAACCACUCAUGACUGUGCUUCAGAGAACUUGUGCAGGAAGGAAAUCCCAUGAAUGCACUGAUUGUAGGAAAGCCUUUCCCAGUAAGGUGAAGCUAAUAAGUAAAGCUACUCAUCAGCAGACUCACACAAGGGAGAGACCGUUCGGGUGCAGUCAAUGUCAAAAAGCCUUCGUUACAAAGUCAGCACUCAGCUUUCAUCAGAAAACUCAUCAUAGAGAAGGGAAAUCCUAUGCAUGCAGUAAAUGUGGGAAAGCUUUUCCUUGGAAGUCAAAACUCAAAUUACAUCAGAGAACUCAUUCGGGAGAGAGACCUUUCAGAUGCAGAGUAUGUGAUAAAGCCUUCAUGGUUCAGACACAUCUGACUGUACAUCAGAGAACUCACACAGGAGACAGACCAUAUAAAUGCUUGGAUUGUGAAAAAGCGUUCUCAAAAAAGGCUCAGCUCGUAAUCCAUCAGCGAAUUCACACAGGAGAGAGACCAUACAGAUGCAGUCAAUGUCAGAAAGCGUUCAUUACAAAGUCAGCACUCAUCUAUCAUCAGAAAACUCGUCAUAGUGAAGGAAAAUCCUAUGGAUGCAGUAAAUGUGGGAAAGCUUUUCCUUGGAAGUCAAAACUCACCUUACAUCAGAGAACCCAUUCGGGAGAGAGACCUUUCAGAUGCAAAGUAUGUGAUAAAGCCUUCAUGGUUCGGACGCAUCUCACUGUGCAUCAGAGAACUCACACCGGAGAGAAACCAUAUGAAUGCUUGGAUUGUGAGAAAGCGUUCUCAAAAAAGGCUCAACUCAUGGUUCAUCAGCGCAUUCACGCAGGAGAGAGACCCUAUGAAUGCAGUCAGUGUCAACAAGCCUUCAUCCAGAGGUCAGAUUUAACUAAUCAUAAGAAAACUCAGCAUGCAAUAGGGAAAUCUCAUGGAUGCGGUGAAUGUGGGAAGGUUUUGUCCUCUAAGUCAACUCUCGUUAUACAUCAGAGAACCCAUACAGGUGAGAAGCCCUUCAAGUGCAGUGUAUGUGAUAAAGCCUUCACAUCAAAGGCACAUCUUAUUGUCCACCAGAGAAUUCAUACAGGAGAGAAACCAUAUGAAUGUUUGGAUUGUGAGAAAGCCUUCUCCACUAAGGCACAUCUUAUGAUUCACCAGCGAAUUCACACAGGAGAGAGACCCUAUGAAUGCCGUGAAUGUCAACAGGCUUUCAUCCAGAAAUCAGGUCUCACUAACCAUAUGCAAAAUUGUCAUGCAAGAGUGAAAUCUCAUGGCUGCAGUGAAUGUGGAAAGGUUUUGUCCUGUAAGUCAACUCUCAUUAUACAUCAGAGAACCCAUACCGGUGAGAAGCCUUUCAAAUGUAACGUAUGUGAUAAAGCCUUCACGGCUAAAUCGUAUCUCACUGUCCAUCAGAGAAUUCAUACAGGAGAGAGACCAUAUGAAUGCUCUGAUUGUAAGAAAGCAUUUGCUACUUUGUCAACUCUCAUAGGUCACCGGAGGACUCACACAGGAGAGAGGCCCUAUGGAUGCAAUGAAUGCCAAAAAGCCUUCUUUCGGAAGUCAGCUGUUCUUAAUCAUCAGCAAACUCAGCAUAGAGGAAAAGUGUCUAUGCAGUGACCAUAGGAACAUGAGAAAUAGGUUUUGAUGAGUCAGUCCUCUCUGUUCAGAGAACUCAUUCAGAAUAGAAAUGCCAUGAAUGCUGUGAUUAUAGUAGACCUUUCUGAAACUUCAAUAGGAAGUAAACCUUAUAGAUGCAAGGAAAGUUGUAAGCCUUUCAUCCGAAGACUCCUCUCAGUAUACCACAGGGAUCUCACCAAAAGAGAGAAACAUUAUAAAUGCAGUGAUUGUCAAAAAUUUCAUUCGGGGGCCUCUGGGUGGCUCAGUCAGUUAAGCGUCAGACUUCAGCCUAGGUCAUGAUCUCGCCAUUCCAGAGUUCGAGUCCCACGUUGGGCUCUGUGCUGACAGCUCAGAGCCUGGAGUCUGUGUCAGAUUCUGUGCCUCCCUCCCCCCUUCAAAAGUAAACAAACAUUUAAAAAAUGUCAUUUGGAAGACGCUGUGCAUUUAGGAGGCAAUACCUGUGAGAUGCAAGGAAAGUGGGAAAUCAAUUUCAAAUCAUUUUCAAAGCACAUUUGUUAUACUUUAGGGUAUUCGUUCAGGAGAGGGACCCUAGAGUUGCAGUGAGUGUAGAAAAGCCAAGGAAAAUCACAUCUCAUUGUACAUAAAAAUAAAAAUUACAAGAAGGUUGUGAUAAAGGACUUACCAUUCUCUGGAAAGUCAGACUCGUUGACCAUCUUGUGCAGGAGAGAAAUACUGUGAAUGUGAUACAGUCCUCCAAUUAAUGCAUAUCUUUGUACAUCAACAAACUUGUGUAGGAGGAAAACCCUAUUAAUGUAGCAAAUGUAGUAAAGGCUGCAUCUAGACGUCAGAGCUCACUAAUUAUCUGCAAACUCAUAUAGUAGGUAAAUCCUUUGGCCACAAAACUCAUUGCAUAGCAAGAAAGAAAUGCCAUUAAUUACACUGAUUAUCUAAAAUGCUUUAUUUACAAUGGGGUUCCUGGGUGGCUCAGUCGGUUAAGUUUCCGGCUUCGGCUCAGGUCAUGAUCUCACAGUUUGUAAGUUUGACCCCUGUGUCAGGCUCUGUGCUGACAGUGUGGAGCCUGGACCCCAGAGCCCGCUUUGAGUUCUGUGUCUCCCUCUCUCUCUGCCCCUCCCCUGCUCACAAUCUCUCUCUCUCUCUCUCUCAAAACUAAAUAAACAUUUAAAAACAUUUAAUACUUUAUUUACAAUUCAGAGAUUUUUAAAUUGCUUUUUAUUUUUUAUUUUUAUUAUUAUUUUCUUGAGAGAGAGAGAGAGUACAAGUUGGGGAGAGGCAGAGAAAGGGAGACACAGAAUCUGAAGCAGGCUCUAGGCUCUGAGCCAUUAGCACAGAUCCCAAUGUGGGGCUCAAACUCACGAACUGCAAAUCAUGACCUGAGCUGAAGUCAGAUGCUUAACCGACCGAACUACCCAGGCGCCCCUACAAUUCAGAGCUUUUUAAAAAUAAUUUCAUAUCUUGUUGAACAGAUGGAUCUUUCACCACUUCUGAAAUGUAAAGCUAAAAUAAGACUUUAAGAAUGUA